UCAGUGUUGUCAUUCCGUUCCAUUCACCGUUGCUUCCGCAUAAAUUCGUCAUCAUUUCCUUCUCUGUUUUCAUCUGGUGAUCUCUGAGCACUGUCUUUGUUUACUUUGAGGGAGUUCGGCUGAGCCGAAGGCUGAACCAAUGAGGAAUGACACGUGGUUAGAGACUCUCAACAAUAAAUUAUAAGAGCAUACCUUGUUUUAGAUUACAAAUGAUCGAAUGGCGAUGAAUUGAACGUUGGUCGAUGAAACUAUGAUAAAAUAGAGUUGAUAAAACACUUGAGGUUUUAGUCAUUAAAUGAAUUUCAAGAUGAACUGGAGGGCUGCCUUAAGGUUAUGUUCCACCGGCAAAUCAAUCCUCAGAUAUGAACGGAGAUAUUACACAAAUAGGAAUGUCCUCACACUUCAUGAGAGGGGUAUGUUCCAGGAGAUUUUUCCAGAAAAUUCUGGUCCGGACAUGAAAAACUUGCUAGUAGGCUCACCUCAAACAGUUUAUGCGGGUUUCGACCCAACAGCUGAUAGCCUUCACAUAGGAAACCUCCUUGUCCUCAUGAACUUGUUACAUUGGCAACGAGGGGGGCAUCAAGUAAUCGUUCUCCUGGGGGGAGCAACUGGACAAAUAGGUGAUCCCAGUCACAGAACGAAAGAGAGGGACGAAAUGAAUACCGCAGUGAUAGAAAACAAUAUUGAAGAAAUCAGAAAAAACAUAGAUAUUAUUUUCAAACAUCACGAGGCUCAUUUCUGGGUUGAUAGGCCUAAUGAGCCCCUGAAGGCCCCUAUUAUCCUGAAUAACUUGAACUGGUACAAAGAUCUGAAUGUCGUUCAGUUCAUCAGAGGGAUUGGGAAGUACUUCAGGCUGGGAACAAUGAUGGGAAGAAGUUCUGUCCAAUCGAGAUUAAAUUCAGAAGGCGGAAUGAGCUUCACUGAAUUCAGUUACCAAGUCUUUCAGGGCUUUGAUUGGCUGUACUUAUUCAACCACUACAAGUGUCGGUUUCAAAUAGGUGGGGGUGAUCAGAUGGGGAAUAUUAUGUCUGGGCAUGAUCUCAUCAGGAAAUCCACGAGGCAGCAGGCGUAUGGUCUGACUCUGCCUCUGAUCACUGCUGAGGGUGGAAAGAAAUUCGGAAAGUCCGUGGGAAAUGCUGUCUGGCUUUCGCCGAAUAAAUCGACACCUUUCAACCUUUAUCAAUUCUUCAUUAGGACAAAGGAUGCUGAUGUCGAGAACUUUUUGAAACUCUUUACGUUCCUGGAUUUAAAGAAAAUCGCCGAAAUCAUGAGGAAGUUUAAUGAGGCACCUGAGAAGAGAGAUGCACAGAGGAUUUUGGCUGAAAAUGUUACUCUGCUAGUUCAUGGAGAAAAAGGCCUUAGCGCAGCCAGACAAGCAUCUGCAGUCCUUUAUGAUAACUCCCUGGAAUCCCUCUCAAGUAUGAAUGUCAACGAGAUUUUAAAUAUCUUCGAAGGGGCCAAACUAUCCGAGUUACCCUCAGAGCCAGGAAUAACCACCUACGAACUUGCCAUGAAGAUAAACUGCUUUAAAACAGACAGAGACGCACAGAGAAUCAUCUCAGCCGGUGGAUUUUACAUUAAUCAUAGUAAAAUUAUGAAUACCAGUGAAGUCAUUACUCCUGGUAUUCACAUCUUACCGAAUAAUAUGACGUUGGUGAGAGUGGGAAAGAAAACGUAUCACGUCGUCAGGUGGUUGAUGUAACGACUCAUGUUUAAUUAUUAGCAUUAUUGAUUCAUUGCGCUGGGAAAAGGAGAGCGAGGCUAUUCAUUAGGAUUAGAAGGUGCUCCCGUGAAUCAUCCUGCGGAUGGCUGAAGUGGGUCUCGUUUGUUCCUAGCCGCGUUAAUUUUCGCCUGGUGGGCU
Diachasmimorpha longicaudata is the source of this 1861-nucleotide messenger RNA. RefSeq names its product tyrosine--tRNA ligase, mitochondrial (gene TyrRS-m). Lineage: Eukaryota; Metazoa; Arthropoda; Insecta; Hymenoptera; Braconidae. Gene Ontology annotation, cellular component: cytosol; mitochondrion. Gene Ontology annotation, molecular function: ATP binding; tyrosine-tRNA ligase activity; RNA binding. Bases 296 to 1702 code for a protein of 468 amino acids. Gene Ontology annotation, biological process: tyrosyl-tRNA aminoacylation. The record is from RefSeq and is a predicted model, not a curated record. The transcript is spliced from 5 exons.